Molecule: messenger RNA, 2959 nt
Organism: Cottoperca gobio
Lineage: Eukaryota; Metazoa; Chordata; Actinopteri; Perciformes; Bovichtidae
Gene: wdr31
Product: WD repeat domain 31
Exons: 10
Coding region: 332-1396 (354 amino acids)
Molecular function (GO): protein binding
Source: RefSeq, a predicted model, not a curated record
CCUAGAAACGAGAAAAGCGUCGCUACAUGGUCGCUACGGAGAGAGGGAUGGGUCUGUAAUAGUAAAAAAUACACUUUUGUGUACUUUCCCACGCAGUUAGGACAACUUACUAUCAUGGCAGUCUGUGGGAAAUGCUUAUCUGUCGUUGCAACAACGACUCUACCAAGUUUUAACGUUUGUAUAUCCACGUUCUGGUACUGCUAGUGCUUUAAUCUAUUUUGGCAUGACAGAUAAAGAUUAGUUAGCAUGCUAGCGAGCUAGCCACACAGUCUCAGCAUCCCACAGCGACCACACCUGCCGGUGACAGUGUGGCUGCAGGUUCCUAGCAGACAUGGGCAAACUACAGAGCAAGUUUCGCAAGAGGUCUGUCAUCUACAGACCAUCUCAGGGGGAGAAGUCAGAGAGUACAUUUGACAGUCAGGUGGUGCAGAAUGAACCUGCCCAUCAAGGGUCCACCAACACUGUCACCAAUCUCAGCCCAGAUCUCUGUGUCUCUGGUGGGAGUGACCAGGCUGUGGUGGUGUACGACUGGAAACAAGGCCGGAUGUGUCAGUCCUUCCAGGGUCACAACCGAGAGGUUACCAAGGUGGUGUGUUAUCCAGGCAGUACCUGGAUCUUUAGUGCCUCACGGGACAAGACUGUUCUGAUGUGGGACCUGAACCAGGGGGACGAACCUAUCCAGGAAUUCUGUGGGCAUGAAUUGGUGGUCAAUGGACUUGCUAUCAGCCCUGAGGGAAGAAAGCUGUGUACCGGAUCCCGAGACAACUGGAUGUGCCUGUGGGAUAUAGAAUCUGCAAAAUGUGAACAGAGACAGAACGUUUCUAGAAACCUGGUGACUCAUGUGUGUUGGGUGCCAGGCAGCUCAUCUGUUGUCCAGACCUCUGAGGAUAAGACCGUAAGGGUGUGGGACAGCCGUGCAUGGCAGGUGACCAAUACUUUUCCAGCCAAGCAAUACAUCCAAACCCACUGUGACGUUUCUCCAAAUGGAAACUACAUGGUGUCCAGCAGCAACGGCUUCGGAGGCCAAGGCUGUGAAGCCACGCUCUGGGACCUGCGUCAGCCCGGCUGUAAAGUUGUGGAGUACAGAGGUCAUCUGCAGACCACCGCCUGCUGUAUGUUCCUGCCUACGCCUCCUGGUGGCAACGCUCAGGUAGCAACAUCCUCUCAUGACAGCUCCGUCAAAGUCUGGGAUCAGAACACAGCAGUCUGUUUAGGGACGUUGUCUCUGGAUGGUGCAGGUCCACUGGUUUGUCUGGCUCCCACUGACUCCACCAAUCUGCUGUGUGCCAGCUUCAACAACGGCCUCCAUCAUAUCGAGGUGGGCCUCGGAUCAAACCAGGCGCAGGUUUCUAGCGGAGCUGGUGGCCUGGACGUAAAAGUUGUGGCGCGCUUCUGACAGCCCAACGCUGACCUGUGAACAGCCAGUGUCACAGUGAGCAGUAUCGCUGGAUAUGGACGACAUGUCAGUUCUUUUAUUUUUUACAAUUUUACAUAUUUCUAUAGACAUUUUUUUGCUUUACUAGACUGCCAUACAGUGAAGAUUGACAGAAGAGAGACCAGUGAGAAAAGGAGGGGAUGAUAAUGACAUGUAUGGAUGAUGCAUCUUUUGUUAAGCAAAGCCACCUGGAUGCACAUCAUAGCUGCUCUUCUGGGAGACUGGUCUGUAAGUCGCAUUACCCAUUAAUUUAUGAGACUAUAAACAUCAAAAUGAUCCUGCUUGGAUUGCUGCCUUCUUCUACCAAACCAGAAUAACUGGGGAUUAGUCUCAGUCUCAUAUACUACUUCAGCGAGGUGGAUUUGACGAGAUGCACAUGUUGUAUUGCCCAUUGGAGGGGCUGAAUGCAUGUUUUGGCAGGAGUGGUGUUGAAAAUGUGGAAGUACUCUUAGAGCAGGAAAAUCAGUUAUUUGGUCAGGUGUUACUUCUCCUGAGUCUGACAGAGAAGUGAAAGCCAAAUAGAUUUUCAUAUUUAAAAUAUAACCAAGUGGGUGCAGUCAGACUAGCAGUGUUGUUUGUCAAUCACUUUGUUGAAAGUGUUUUUUAUCACCACAACAGAGUAAUGCAGAACACGUGUAUGUUGAUAAUAACCGUUGAUUAGUUUGUACUGUAGCUUUAACCUGUCAAGUGCUAGACCGAAUGACUACCUACGACACAAGAUUGUAAAAAAAACAUUAGCUUUGUUUUUAGGUAGACUUCGAUUCUUUUUUUUAAAGAUACAGAUUCUGAUAUUUUUGAACGGAAGAUGACGAUAGCUGAUGUUUGGUGCCCAAAUCCAAUAUAUUCACAUUUGAAAAUUACUAUGCAAAAAUACCUGAGUAAUUCCCCUAUUAGUGAAGUAUUGUUUGAAAAAGACAAAUGCAAAGGAAAGCUACUCUGCAACCUGUUAACAUCAAAGCUGCUGCCAGUCAGUUUGAUGAUUAUUUUUUAACAUUGUGUCACUACUGUGCUAUUAACAGAUGUUGAACUACUUUGUUAGGAUUAGCAAUCCAGGCUCGCUGUAGUUUAGCCAGCAAAUGCUAAUGUUAAUAUUAGCAGCCUUAAGUGAGUGAAUUUGGACACGCAUUACAUUCCUACCUUAACUGAAUAUUGUCAGGAGAUGUGUUUAACCACUUAUGUAUUUGAAGUGAAAAUUUAACAUGGAUUACAAAUUUGUCAGUUGAAGCAUCUUAAAAAUUGCAUAAUCUUUCUUUUGUCUGUGGAUAUCCAGGUUGAUGAUUAAUUAUUUUUCUAAAAAAAUUAGGGAACACUAGGAGCAGUAGGGAACCAAAGGUGAUCAUACAUUUAUUUUCAUGAGAAUUUACUGUUUAGGUAUUUGUCACUCUUAACAUCAGUUGAUUUGAUCUAUCUGUGUACGAUAUGAUUAUGAUUAAGCAAGAAAUAAAACAAUGUGUCUGAGUAAAUCUGGGUUGUGGCUCCUUGCGUCAACUGAGAUUUUAAACUUUGUCACAGACUUCUAUUUAA